CACCCCCCUCGCACUUCCCUGCGAUAAUAACAACCGACACCAUGGCGCCAACACUUACCGAAGACGAAAUUGACGACCUCAUCUAUUUCGCCCGCGCCGGCGACUUGGCCGACCUGCAGGAAUCCAUCUCCACCCUCGCGACUCGGGAAAGUGUCUCGCCCGCCGAACUACUCCUCGCCGCAAGGGACGAGGGCAAGUCGAGUCCUCUUCAUAUGGCAGCCGGGAAUGGAAACCUAGACGUCGUAACCUCCCUCCUCUCCCACUUCCCCCCCGCCCCCGAAGACCCCCAAAGGAAAACCUUCCUCGACCUCCCCAACGAAUACGGCAACACCGCCCUCCACUGGGCCAGCCUCCGCGGCCACCUCCCCGUCGUCAAGCUCCUGAUGGAAGCCGGCGCCAACCCGGCCGCCGCGAACGACAAGGACCAGAUCCCGCUGGACCUGGCCCUGU
Sodiomyces alkalinus F11 is the source of this 450-nucleotide messenger RNA. RefSeq names its product ankyrin. The annotation marks the transcript as partial. Gene Ontology annotation, molecular function: protein binding. The record is from RefSeq and is a predicted model, not a curated record. Lineage: Eukaryota; Fungi; Ascomycota; Sordariomycetes; Glomerellales; Plectosphaerellaceae. The transcript has 2 exons.